Tribolium madens (black flour beetle) is the source of this 1477-nucleotide messenger RNA. Its product is annotated as chymotrypsin-like elastase family member 2A. The record is from RefSeq and is a predicted model, not a curated record. Gene Ontology annotation, molecular function: serine-type endopeptidase activity. Gene Ontology annotation, biological process: proteolysis. The transcript has 5 exons. Lineage: Eukaryota; Metazoa; Arthropoda; Insecta; Coleoptera; Tenebrionidae. The coding region runs from base 154 to 1404 and encodes 416 amino acids.
UUUAAACCAAUUUCUCGUUCAAGAAUGAACACAACAUAAAAAUUAACCUUGACAGUAAAAUACCUGUUUUUCUGUGUGUUAUCUUAGUGUAAAGACCAAUACAGCGAGGAGUAUCAUUUAUUCAGUGUUAAUUCAAGUGACUCUAAUCUCGUGAUGUCCAUUUAUCAGCUUUUGGUUGUUUCGUUGGCCUUUUUAGGAUCGAUUUUAGCUUUAAACUCGCCCUGUCCUGAUCUCUUCCAUUACGAUUCUACAGAUGAGCCGAAUCAAUGGAGUGGAACCGUGACGUUGCUGUCAGAUGAUGAUCUUCAAGGCGUCUGGACUCGCCUUAUCUUUGAUGAAAAGUUAACAGAACUCGAACUUCAUGACAAUUUUGAAGUUGUGAGGGCUGAUAACCAUCGCGAAUAUUUAAUUAAAAACAGAGAUUUUGUGUUAAAAGCUGCAACACCAGUAGACGUCAAAAUAACCGUUAAAUACGAGGGUGAUAAAAUUCCUACCUUAAUUGGCUAUCGAUUGAACGCCAAAAUGGUCUGCCCUUCUUCGAAUGUCAAUUCUGAAGAAUUCUUCUCUGGAGACUUAAACAAUAAAGAUUUUUUGUCUUCUAUCACCUCAAGUUCUGAAGUUUCCGCUUACGCCUGCGGAACUACUCCCCCGUCGGCGAAUCAUGAACGUGCAAAUAAAAAGGCACAAAAUGGACAAUGGCCGUGGCAAGGAGCUAUUUACAUUCGCAAUAAUAGCGUUGAAAAAUACGUCUGUGAAGCCAUUUUGAUAUCAAACAGACACGUUUUAACUCCUGGCCAUUGUGUUACUUAUCUCAAAUCAGAAUUUGUAGUGCCUGCUCGUCUGCUGAGGGUUUAUCUUGGGAAAUAUAGCCUUGAUAACGAUGGAGAGAAUAAGGAAAUCCAGGGAUUUGAAGUGGAAAGAAUACACUUGUAUCCGGGGUACCGUUCGAAAGGGUUAUUAAACGAUUUGGCCGUUAUUCGCUUGGAUAAACCUGUGAUUAUCAGUGAUUAUGUUAGACCAGUUUGCUUGAGCCCCAAGGGUGAAAAACGGGACGGAAUUCUAAUCGGAUACGAAAUUAAAGGAGAGCGAUUUUUAAAAUUUGACCAAGCCAAUGUUGAAGUGCUCAACGAGGAGGAAUGUAUCAAGAAAAAUUCAUUUCUGAAAGGGUUUUACACCGAUAAUACUCUUUGUACCAGUUAUGCUGAAAAUGAUUCUGUCUGUGUUGGAGAUUCUGGAAGUAGUUUGGUGUACCUCAGUGGUGGUCCAAAACCAGUCUGGGAGUUGAAAGGCGUCGUCAACGUCGGCGUCGGUCUUCAAAAUAAAUAUGUAUGCAAUCGGGCGAGUACUAUCCUCCUUGUAGACGUUGCCAACUACUUGAAAUGGAUCCAAGAGGUCGUCUCUUAGAAAUAUUCACUUACUUUUAUGAUCUUGUUUCAUUUUAUUAUCUUGUGUAUGUAAUAAAAGAUAUUAAAACGCG